AUGGAGCCAAAAAUCAUCAAAGAAGAAUGGGUUAAGAUGCUUCAUGAAGAGCCAUAUGACCCAAUGAAUGAGAAGCUCGUGGCCAACCGAGCCCGAUGCAAGAAAGCAUGCGAAGACUUCAACAUCGCAGGACAGGUGACUCGUCGACGCAAGGUCGAGCUCUGGCGCGAAAUCCUCGGAAUCAAGACGAAGAAAGAUGCAGCUCUCUUUGACGAGACUUAUCCGUUUGUGGAGGGUCCGAUUUUCGUCAUCAAUGGAUUGAACCUCAAAGUUGGAGCUGGAACUCGUCUCGGCCUCAACAUGGUUAUUGAGGAUGCCAGCCCCAUUAAAAUCGGUCAGCGAGUCUCUAUUGAACCGAACGUGUCUCUGUUCGGUGAGAUUCGCCCGCUCGAUCCGGCCAUGCGUCAGGGUCCCAAUCGCCUCGUUGCUGGUCGGGGAAUCUAUAUCGGGGAUGAUGUGUUCAUUGCCGGUGGCGCAACCAUCCUGGGUGGAGUUACCAUUGGAAAGGGAAGUAUGGUUGGUACAGGCUCCGUGGUCGGUGGGGAUGUGCCUCCUUUCCACUUUGUUGCUGGUAACCUGGCUACGUUCAUGAAGAAAAUUCCGACUCAGAUGGACUCGGAGUAUGGCAACGAUCAAGGUGGUGGGAAAAAGAAGAAACCAAAGCAAGGCUCAACAAAGGACCCGAAGCAGGGCAAUGAGGCAGACGAUCGAGGCGGUAGAAAGGAUAAGCACCAGGGCCAGGGCCAGCGCAAGCGCGAGGGCAAGCGUGCAGAGCGCGCCCAGGGAACAAUGUUUGGUGAAUGA
Molecule: messenger RNA, 804 nt
Organism: Penicillium taxi
Lineage: Eukaryota; Fungi; Ascomycota; Eurotiomycetes; Eurotiales; Aspergillaceae
Exons: 3
Coding region: 1-804 (267 amino acids)
Molecular function (GO): acetyltransferase activity
Source: RefSeq, a predicted model, not a curated record